AUGAGAAACUAUGAGGAGAACUGCUGCGUUCGGCCGCUGUACAUUGUCCGGCAGGAUCUGGGCUGGAGGUGGAUCCACGAGCCGAAAGGGUAUCACGCCAACUUCUGCUCCGGGCCGUGCCCGUAUCUCCGCAGCGCCGACACCACGCACAGCUCGCUGCUGAGCCUGUACAACACGCUGAACCCCGAGGCGUCCGCUUCCCCCUGCUGCGUUCCUCAAGACCUGGAGCCGCUCACCAUCCUCUACUACGUGGGCCGAACGCCUAAAGUGGAGCAGCUCUCCAACAUGAUCGUCAAAUCCUGCAAGUGCAGCUGAGGGGCCUGAGACCCCGGCCCUGAGCCCGACACGGGUUCCAGCGCUCGAGGGGCGACAGGAAGGGUGCGUGCCAGGAACUGGACUCUUGAAUGAAUACCUCUAUACAUCCUUCUCACCCACAUCCAACCCGGGAGCCAGAGGCUUCUCUAAGCACUAGAAAGUACGCUGCCCUACGAUCCCUUGGACUUCUAGUUUGACGUUUGAAGUGACUUGUCCACUUUUAAUGUGUAUUUUUUGGUCAGCUCUUUUAACGGCGAACCUCAAGGGCAUUUGUGAACGCUGACCUUUGUAAGAUCCACAGCGGCUUCACUGAGGACGACACUGAUCGACAUGCGCCGACCCUUGUGUUUUCGUGUAACGCAUUUGAGCACGCCAUUUCCCAGACUGAACGUUGUAGUGUGUAAUCGGCACCGUUUGUCUAAUGCGACGGUGUAAAUGUUAAUACAAACAUGCUGGAAAGAAAUCUUUUGAGAAAACAAUGUGUUUUGACUUAUGUUUACCUCUGUCACUCGGCAGAAGUUUUAGGGAUUUUUAUAGUUCUUCAAUGAAGCUGAUGUUUGGAAAUGACGUAUGCUGACACAUGAACUUUUUAGAUCACAAACUGCUAAUGUUUUUACUGCUAUUACUCCUGAAAACACUUUUUUUAAUUAAACAGUCUUGGACAAAAA
Molecule: messenger RNA, 983 nt
Organism: Carassius auratus (goldfish)
Lineage: Eukaryota; Metazoa; Chordata; Actinopteri; Cypriniformes; Cyprinidae
Product: transforming growth factor beta-3-like
Biological process (GO): transforming growth factor beta receptor signaling pathway; regulation of cell population proliferation
Cellular component (GO): extracellular region
Molecular function (GO): growth factor activity; cytokine activity
Source: RefSeq, a predicted model, not a curated record